This is a messenger RNA of Vicia faba (fava bean), 1233 nucleotides long. NCBI's taxonomy places the organism in Eukaryota, Viridiplantae, Streptophyta, Magnoliopsida, Fabales, Fabaceae. The record is from the annotation of a GenBank genome assembly.
AUGUGCAAAUCUAAGAAAAGCACCACCGUGGUGCAACCCACGAACAGAAACCCUAGACGAACCCCAACUUCUCCUUCAAAUUUUCCAUCUUCCAACAGUGAAGUUCCAAUCACAGAAUCAAGAAGUUACGUAUACGGUGGAAAAGACAGAGAAUGGUCCAAAACCUCUUCUUCUUCCGUUUCUAGCCACGCUUCUCUUGCAAGCCUCAAACACAAUCUUCCAGAAAACCCUCACAUCUACCCUUUAUCUGAGAUCUCAACCGCCACCGCUAACUUUACCGCAAACCGUCUCUCCUCCAACUCUUUCCGCUGCUCCCUACGUGAUCGGGAGGUUGUCGUUUUCCAGCGGAAAUUCCGCCGUCAGAUAGACCUUCCGGAGCUUCGUGACCGUCUCGCGAUUAUCUGCCGGAGCCACCAUAGUAGUCUGGUUAAACUCCUCGGAGCUUCUGUUUCUGGUAACUGCAUUUACCUCGUUUAUGAGUUUGUUCCUGGUGCUAACCUUUCUGAUUGCCUUCGUAAUCGCCGGAACCCUAGCUUCACUAGUCUCGCCACGUGGACCUCACGGAUGCGAAUCGCCUCCGAUCUUGCUCACGGUCUUGAUUAUGUCCAUAAUUCCUCUGGUUCUGGUUCUGGUUUCGUCCACAACCACAUCAAAACUUCUAGCAUCCUUGUGUCCGAAGAGAAUUUUGGCGCGAAGAUUUGUCAUUUCGGUACGUCGGAGCUCUGCGGCGAGGCCGUCGGUGAGUCAUCUUUAACGGUUUCCGGCAGGAUUUUGAAGAAGUCUGGUAGCCGUGGGGUGAGAUUUGAAGGGACGAGGGGGUACAUGGCGCCGGAGUUUAUUUUAACAGGCGCGGCAACGCAGAUGACAGACGUGUACGCGUUCGGUGUGGUGGUUCUGGAGCUUCUGAGCGGGGAGGAAGCGGUGAGGUUUGAAUUGGAAGGUGAUGCCGGCGGGUACAGGAGGGUAAGUGUGGUGGAUACGGCGAUGGAGGCCUGGAAGGAGCACGGCGGUGUGAGAAAGUGGGUUGAUCGGAGGUUGAGGGAUUCGUUUCCGAUGGACGUGGCAGAGAAAAUGACCCGGGUCGGGUUGGAUUGUGUUGCGGAUGAUCCGAAUGAGAGACCGGAUAUGGGACGGGUAUCAAUGGAAGUAUCCAAGUUGUAUUUGGAGUCGAAGGAGUGGGAGGAAAAAUUAGGAACUAACAUUGAUUUUUCGGUCUCAUUAGCCCCACGUUGA